AUGUCACGGAUUGGCGUCUCAUUUGUGCAUCCGGGCGUAAUUGCACAAGACGUUUUGUGGUCUUGCUUGAAAGCCGACGCAUCGUUAAUUGGCGGCUCCGACGGAGCCAAAAGCGAUGUGCGUGGGGUGGACUCGAAAAACGAUACUCGCCUGUGGCGGAAUGCACCAAACUACGGUAAUUGGAUUCGCAGAUCGCUCUGUGUACACACGGCGACGCAAACACACACAUGGCGAUUAUGACAAGUGCUCUGGGGCGAAAUGAGAAGCGAAGUGAAGAGAGAAGAGAGAUAGCUCUCUUUCGUUUGUAUCAGCUCGCGUACCGAUACCGUAUACCAUUUCGCGGCUGGACCAGGCCGGUCUUCUCGCUUUUCUGAGAAGAAAAAAGUGUCUGUAAGCGGCUCCUCUCUGAUGUGAUCACCAGUGAUCAGUAUGGACUGGUCCUUUUUCCGGAUCCCUCCCUUAAGCUAAUAAUGAUUUUUUGAAACAAAGAAAUUAAACAAAAUAUAGAAUGGAAUGGAGUAUACCUUGUUCUUUUUUUUUUUGGCUUCGCGGUGAUCUUUCAGAAGGAAUUCCAUUCAUUUUACUUCAGCUGCUUUUUUCUCUCUCAUACGGACUCCAACAGCGAGCUUCUCGCCUCUCAUAAAAAGGAGAAACUCACGUUUCCCAAUAUCCAAAGUGCGGAUGGAAACUGCAAAGUGGGCUCUUCGCGGCGGGAGUCCUUCGAAAAGGAAUUCGAGCCGAAAUUGUGUCGAAAGGUGUUGCAAUACAGUAGGGCUAAACGCUGGUAAUUGCGAUCCGCGCGUUGGAAACUCCUUUGUGCUCGAAAAGGUAAUUUCUCAAACAUUCUCAAUGGCUGGAAGACGUCGAUGAAAAGAAACGUUUCGGUGACCUCUGUAAUAUCACGGCCGAAUAUGAUGCCAAUCUCGUCCUUGUUAAUAGACCAACUUUUGACCUCCAACGAAAUCAAUUAAAGCAAUCUGAUUCCUCUCGAUGUUAAAAAGAACUUUUUCAUCCUUUUUUCCAUUUCUCCAGAAGAUGCCAUAAUAACGAGGCGCGAAGGAAGGUGUGAGAAAGUUUGGUUUAUGUUGGGCUUCGUUUAGUUUUGGUACAGAGACUGUCAUAAACCUUAGGUGAAGAGUGAGUUUGAAAUGUGAGAACUGGGUUGUCUGGUCGUUAACUCAUUGUCAGCUGAAAAUAUAUCUCACACUUUUCACACUUUUCUAGAGUCAGUUGAUAAUUAGGGAAGCUUCACAUUUUUCGCCAAGAAUUGACAAAAGGACUUUCCUAGAAAGCUGUAUCUUACACACCUGUCUUUCAUUAGCAUGAAAGAUUUUUAUCACAGGAUUAACGAUCUUUACCUCCAUGACAAGACGCUUUUUUUUGGCCUUUCCGGCAAAAAAAGAUAAAAAAAAUCAAUAAGAGACGCACUUGAGAAAGUUGUGAGACGGACACGAGCAAUUGACACAGAAGCACAGCGGAAGGACGGAAGCAAGCCGAUCGCCUUGUAUAUUUUGAGACGGCACGAGUGCACUUCAACAAACAGCUCGGCCCCUGACCCAAAGUCGAAGGAUUUCCCAAGGAGUCGUGCCUAUCAUCGUUUUCCGUAUCAUCGCCCGCACUAACAGGCUUAACUCAUUUGGUCAAGGUUUCGGCACGGCGACGCCGUCUUCUUCCCACUAUUCUCCAAGAGAAUUGACGCCGACCACAUAUAUUUGUUUUUUUAUUUGUUCUUAUUUUUGAACUUCUAAAUUUAGAUGAUUCUUGAAAUAGAGUGGCUAAUGACUGUCAAAAAAAAGUUGAAGGAGCAAUAAACUUUGGAUUUUUUUUGUCUAACUGUUUUAAAAACUUUCUCGUAAGUUCAAUUUUCCGAAAAAUCCUCUGUAGGUCUGAGCCUUGGCUAAAAGAAAAACUGGAUUUAAAUCGGCCUAAAAAAAUUAAUGUAGCGAAAAAGGAUAUGAAUUAAAAAUAUCAGUUAUCCAUAGAGCGCAGAUUCUCGUUUUUGAAAUUUUUUUCCGGCAAAUUAUUUCGUGGCUACAAAAAAACCUUAAAAAGAAAGAAUGAUUUUUUAAAAAAAAUGAAAUAAUCGGUCUUUAUUCAAGAAGAAUGCAGCUCUAUUUUUUUUGUAAUCAUUACCUUUAGCACCAAAAAGUCUGAGAACUUUCUUUCAUGUUUUAUUUAUUUUUUCUUAUAACAGAGUUCUAUCAUUCACACCAGUCUGUAAUCUGGCUGUUGAAAAAAACUCGGAAAAAAGGCUAUUUAUCAAGAGAAUCUCAGUAAACAACUAUUCCUAGGAAGUGUCUUGUGAGCUUCGCGUUUGCGCAACAGUUCAGUGUGUUUCAAACGUGAAGACCGCCGCGUUUAUUGACAGCCGACAAGAGAGGAGCCCACCAAACUGACACCCGCGACGCAAUAGACUAAACGAGCUGCUCGCAUUUGUUUCCACCUGACAAAGAGACUCAUCAUGCGUGCUGCUUUCGGCUCGCUCUCCCAAAAUGUUUGCCUCCGCCGCCGACGGCUACGGUAGCCUCUCGCUGACAUUCGAUCUCUUUCUCUCUCCGGAGCGAUAUCGCGACAAAAUCCACUCGGUUACUGUUACCGCGCCGGCGGGGAUUAGGUGAGGACAAAUUGCAGCUGAUCGACCAGCCGAGACGACGGCACAUGGCCGUUGCGCAAUCGCGCUUCCCCAAAUGGCUCUGGGAACACUUGCUCCCUGGAUUACUAGCCGAGUUGAUCAAACACUUGACUCUCCCGGCCGAUUAUUUUCCAGAACACAUUUUUGGAGUGGCAGAUCGUUUGGAUCCCAUUUUGGGGAAUGUUGAACAUAACUCUUGUUCUCGAUGAUAGUGGUUGAGAAUAUCAAAAGAUCUUGAAUAAAUUUAAAAUUUUCUCCACCGAACCUAUGCAGGUCAAUGGGAAAGUAGUUCAGCGGAAUGAUAAAAAAAUGUUUCUACACCGCUAUCCAGGAGUUGGAAUUGUGCAAAGUAGUAUUGGCCGAACAAGCGCGUAGCGGUCGCGAAGCGGUUCUAUAA
Messenger RNA from Caenorhabditis auriculariae, 3029 nucleotides. The record is from the annotation of a GenBank genome assembly. NCBI's taxonomy places the organism in Eukaryota, Metazoa, Nematoda, Chromadorea, Rhabditida, Rhabditidae.